Messenger RNA from Scleropages formosus (Asian bonytongue), 3299 nucleotides. It is a transcript of the gene ehd1b, whose product is annotated as EH-domain containing 1b. The transcript is spliced from 5 exons. Bases 310 to 1908 code for a protein of 532 amino acids. NCBI's taxonomy places the organism in Eukaryota, Metazoa, Chordata, Actinopteri, Osteoglossiformes, Osteoglossidae. Gene Ontology annotation, cellular component: cytoplasm; plasma membrane. Gene Ontology annotation, biological process: endosomal transport; endocytosis. The record is from RefSeq and is a predicted model, not a curated record. Gene Ontology annotation, molecular function: GTP binding; protein binding; calcium ion binding.
GGCAGCGGGCCGUUCUUUGCGCUCUGCUCUCCUAGGGGCUCGAGGAGCCGGGCGGCCAAUGAGCGUCCAGCGGACACUUUAAUAUGAAAUAAACGCUGCGUCUCACAUCCGUUCGAGACCGAACCGUCGCGGAGCCGCGAGUCUCUCAACACACAGCGAGUCGCAGUGAGGGUCCGUCGUUAAGAUCGCGGAUCGUCAGGAGCCGGCGGGACAUCCAGGGCAGGAGAGGACAGGAGGAGGACACGCGACGCGUACGGCUCACGGCACCAUCAGCAUCAGCAUCAUCACCACCACCACCCCAUCAUCAUCAUGUUCAGCUGGUCCACCAGGAACGGCAGGAAGAAGGACCCCGAGCUCUUCCAGACGGUGUCGGACGGGCUGCGGCGGCUCUACCGCUCCAAGCUGUACCCGCUGGAGGAGGCGUACCGCUUCCACGAGUUCCACUCGCCCGCCCUGGAGGACGCCGACUUCGACAACAAGCCCAUGGUGCUGCUCGUGGGACAGUACUCGACGGGCAAGACCACGUUCAUCCGCCACCUCAUGGAGCAGGACUUCCCGGGCAUGCGGAUCGGACCCGAGCCCACCACCGACUCCUUCAUCGCCGUGAUGUACGGGGAGCAGGAGGGGCUCGUGCCCGGGAACGCGCUGGUGGUGGACCCCAAGAAGCCCUUCCGCAAACUGAACGCCUUCGGGAACGCCUUCCUCAACAGGUUCGUUUGUGCCCAGAUGCCCAACCCGGUGCUAGAGAGCAUCAGCAUCAUCGACACUCCAGGGAUCCUGUCCGGGGAGAAGCAGAGGAUCAGCAGAGGUUACGACUUUGCGGCGGUGUUGGAGUGGUUCGCCGAACGCGUGGACCGCAUCAUCCUGCUCUUCGACGCCCACAAGCUGGACAUCUCUGACGAGUUCUCGGAAGUGAUCCGGGCCCUCAAGAACCAUGAGGACAAGAUGCGUGUAGUGCUGAACAAGGCCGACCAGAUUGGGACCCAGCAGCUCAUGCGGGUGUAUGGUGCCCUCAUGUGGUCACUGGGCAAGAUCGUGAACACGCCCGAGGUCAUCCGCGUCUACAUCGGCUCCUUCUGGGCCCAACCGCUGCUGGUUCCUGACAACCGCAAGCUGUUUGAGGCUGAGGAGCAGGAUCUCUUCCGUGACAUCCAGAGCCUUCCCCGCAAUGCCGCCCUGCGAAAGCUCAAUGACCUAAUCAAACGCGCACGCCUCGCCAAGGUUCAUGCCUACAUCAUCAGCACUCUUAAGAAGGAGAUGCCCUUGUUUGGGAAGGAAAACAAGAAGAAGGAGCUCAUCUCCAACCUGGGGGAGAUCUACAUGAGGAUUGAGAAGGAGCAUCAGAUACCACCUGGGGACUUCCCAAAGCUCACAAAGAUGCAGGAGAUCCUUUUCAUCCAGGAUUUCACCAAGUUCCAGUCUCUGAAGCCCAAGCUGUUGGAGGGUGUGGAGGACAUGCUGGCCAAUGAUAUUGCUAAACUGAUGACAAUGGUUCGUCAGGAAGAAGCGGCAUUGCCCAACCAGACGGUCCAGGGUGGGGCUUUUGAUGGCACAGCCAAUGGGCCCUUUGGCCACGGCUAUGGCGAGGGAGCUGGCGAGGGUAUCGAUGAGCUCGAGUGGGUGGUGGCACGUGACAAGCCGACGUACGAUGAGAUCUUCUACACUCUAUCGCCAGUAAACGGCAAGGUGUCUGGCGCCAUGGCCAAAAAGGAGAUGGUCAAGUCCAAGCUGCCAAACACCGUGCUGGGAAAGAUCUGGAAGCUGGCCGAUGUGGAUAAAGAUGGCUUCCUGGAUGAUGAGGAGUUUGCCCUUGCCAACCACUUGAUCAAAGUGAAGCUGGAGGGCCAUGAGCUGCCUGCUGAGCUGCCAGGACACCUGGUACCCCCUUCCAAGCGCCAGCAGGAGUGAACAGCUGGUGCAUGUUAGCAAUGGUAGAACUGUAGAAUAAGUGAAUACUACAAGUAUAGUCCAUUUAAAAACCAAGCUAUUUAAAUUUUAAUUAAUUUUUGAUCACCUAUACUAGUAUAUGACAAUUCUUUAUUUAGUUGAACCUUUUGGGCUUUGAUUUAACUUUAGGACAGGAUUUUGGUUUCUCCAUCUUGUCCAUGUGACUUAUUUUAAUGCUGAACCAUAAAGCAAAUUAAAGAGGAAGCCAUAUGUUAAGUAUAGAACAUAAGGUUGUUAUAGGGUCUUACUUUUUUCCAUUACCUUUUGUUAGGCUGAAUAAUAAUACUAUUAAUGUUAAUAAGUCCAGCUGGAGCCUGAAGGACCAUAAUGCGAUGGGGCAAUGCUCCUCAUUCUGUGCCUCAAUUGUGUUCCCCUGUUUGGGGUUGUUUUUCUCACGACUUUAAUGAUGACUGAUAAUCACUGAAGGAUCAAUAAUAGAGUAUCCAAGACUGCUCCAUUUUUAAAAAAAAAAAAAAAAAAAAAACAAGUCCAUUAAGAGUCCACAAAGACUAUGGAGAAACAGAAAGUAAUAGAACCCUCACAUUUGGGCCUAAUGCUCAGAAGGGACAGUAUAAUGAUGAUGAUAAUAAUAAUAAUAAUAAUAAUAGUAAUAUAUACUGAAUAGUAAAAGGGACUUUUGCAAUUUGGUUGUUGAAAAUGUGUAGAAGUGUGAACCUACCACUUUUUUUUUUUUUUUUUUAAAUAACUAGCUUUUUCUUAUGGAGGAAAGUACUGCUUUUUCUCUGGCAAAUUAUGAAUGUUUGUUUAUAUAUUAGCCAUACUACACAGCCUUAUGUAUUAUUUAUAAAAGGUCUGGAACAGGGGAAGAUAGAUACUGAAAGCAGCUUGAUGGUCGGUUAGAAUUACCCUGUUUACCAGGAGCAGUGCUGCAGUCCUCAAUCCCAGGACAUUGUGGGCUCCUGGGCUCUUCUGUGCCUUUACGGUAUUUUCGCAUGUUCGCUUUUGCUUCUCAAAGGAGGCUGCAGAAUCAAAUCAGUCCAUGUCCUGCUCAUCAAAAGCCAUAAGAGAUGUGGAAACAGACUCAGUGAAACAGAGGUGUCAAAUCAUUCAACAAAGGAAGCAUGUGUCGAAGCAUUACUGUAUGAUCCAUCUGGUUAAGCAUUACACUUGAAAGCAGGCCUCCUUGAGUCUCCUGUGCUCUCCAGUGUUGACUUUGGGUCACUGAAUGGGUCAUUCCAUUCUAAAUAUCCUGUCUUCAGUGCUAUUUAAACUGAAGCCAAGGAGACUUAUUGGGGGGGGUUAAGAAACAGAAAGUGUUCAGUUUGUGGUAUUCUUGUACAUCAGUGUGUGUCUGUAUCCCUUCAUGGAACCCACAGUGGGUUUCACCUAUG